Molecule: messenger RNA, 2064 nt
Organism: Tremella mesenterica DSM 1558
Lineage: Eukaryota; Fungi; Basidiomycota; Tremellomycetes; Tremellales; Tremellaceae
Exons: 10
Coding region: 1-2064 (687 amino acids)
Biological process (GO): tRNA processing
Molecular function (GO): tRNA dihydrouridine synthase activity; metal ion binding; RNA binding
Source: RefSeq, a predicted model, not a curated record
AUGACAGACGAUCCAGCGAUGACCCCAAGGCCAGAAACGUCACUAUCUGCUCGACCAGACAGAGCGGGAACAGCUCUCAUCAAACCAGAGUACCUUCUUCAUCCCACUCCCUUGGUAGACAAUUCCUCCACAGCCGCACUCAACUCUACUUCCUCUCAUCUGGAUGUGGAUGAUGAAGCAGAAGGACGUUCUUCUGCUGAUCCAAGAGAGGGUAAAAAAAGAAAGAAAGAUAAAUCUCGUACCGGUCAAAACAAGGCUCGUUCUUUCCCCGUCAUCAGAGAAGCUGUAAGGAUCUGUCGUUCAUGGGAAACGACAGGAUCAUGUAAUCGACCAGUGUGUAAAUUCGCUCAUGACUGGAGUAUGUAUCUAUCGACUAGACCGGAAGAUGUACAUUUUGAACCUGAUGGAAGGUUGCAGGAUCAGGAACCUUAUGUGGUUUUUGAAGAUAGGAAGAUAGGUGGGGAAGAGGGAGUGGGGAAAACUUUGGAUUUGAACACUACUUGUCCGGUUUAUAAGGACUUGGGGUAUUGUCCUUUUGGUUGGAGAUGUAGGUUUUUGGGUGGGCAUGUGAGGAGGAUAACAGAGGGGAAACAGGUGAAAACUAGUGAAGAAGGGGAAUGGCAGUUAGUUGGGGGACAGAAAGCCGAUGAGAAGGUUGGUUGGAAGUUUAAAGAGACAAAUUGGCCAGAUGGUGGGGUUCUCCAUCGGCUCAGGACCAACACGUACGACUACCCCUUUUCUUCCAAAUACCUACAUCUCAUCGAACCAGAGAAACAAUUCACUCUCACUAGAAAACGUCCCAAUCGAUCUGGUGAGGAAGGGGAGGCGAAUAAUCAAGAGGGGGAAGAAGAAGCUAUGAACGCCAUGGAACAAAAGCCAGAGAUAAAAGGAUUGGUUGAUGGAGAGGCUGAGGCGUUGGAUGUACCUCUUCGUCCGGAGGAAAAGAGGAGGUUGAACUGGGAAGGAGGUUUAUAUCUUGCGCCUUUGACUACAGUUGGGAAUCUACCUUUCCGCCGUCUAUGCAUAUCAUACGGAGCCACAAUAACCUGCUCAGAGAUGGCUCUCGCCCAGCCUCUCAUCUUUGGUCAACAAGACGAAUGGGCUCUGGUCAGACGACAUGAAACAGAGCGCAUGUUCGGGGUUCAACUGGCAGGAGGAUAUCCGAAUAGGUUGGUACCUGCUGCUGAAGUGGUGAGGAAGGAACUCGGUCAAGGUGUUGAUUUCGUGGACGUGAACUUGGGGUGCCCCAUAGACCUCGUCUUUAAUCAAGGUGCUGGAAGUGCUCUACUUGACUCUCCCGGUCGAUUAGGUAAGAUAUUAGUAGGGAUGAAUCGUGCCCUGGGAGAUAUACCCCUAACUGUUAAAUUUAGAACAGGAGUGGCAAAUGGGAAACCUACGGCUCAUAAGUUGAUCCCUCGUUUCGCUACGGAAUGGGGUGUGGGAGCUAUGACACUUCACGGUAGAUCACGUCAACAACGUUAUUCCAAACUUGCAGAUUGGCAAUAUAUCAAAACAUGCGCUUCUAUAUUACGUGAAUCCCUUUCCGAAGCGAACCUCCCUCCUGUGCCCAUAUUCGGUAAUGGAGAUUGUUUCUCUUCUCAGAGUUAUUGGCAAGAAGUAGAAUCUAGUGGUGUGGAUGGUGUUAUGGUAGCUAGAGGAGCUUUGAUAAAACCUUGGAUAUUUACGGAAAUUUCAGAAAGGAGAGAAUGGGAUAUUACUGGUGUGGAGAGGUUGGAAGGUUUGAGGAAAUUCACAGAAUACGGUCUUUCUCAUUGGGGCUCAGACACUCAAGGUAUAAAUACAACACGUAGAUUUUUAUUAGAAGCUUUAUCAUUCCAACACCGUUAUAUACCUUUAGGUUUAUUAGAAAUUUUACCUGGUAAAUUAAAUGAAAGACCUCCGGCUUUUAAAGGUAGAACGGAAUUGGAAACUUUAUUAUCAAGUCCUUUUGUUGGUGAUUGGAUUAAGAUUUCAGAAAUGUUUUUAGGUAAAGUAGAUGAUGAUUUUAAAUUUUUACCUAAACAUAAAAGUAAUUCUUAUGGUGGUGAAGAAGCUCAAGGUUGA